AUGUCAAUUGAUUUAUAUGAAAGUUAUGGGUCUUCUGUAACUGUAUCUGAUAUUGUAUUAGUUUCUGAAGAUUCAGUUGAAACAAAUGGGGGUGGAAUUGAUUGUUUACCAAAUGAAGGACAAUUAAAUAUUUGGUUUCUGAAAAUUAUUUUAGCAAUUGAUGAAGAACCAUAUGAAACUAUUCAAGGUAUUCAAAAUUUUAAUGAAAUGAUGUGUUACUAUCUACGUUCAAUUUUGAACAUUAUUCAUCUUGAAGAUAAUGUUUAUCGUUUUACUGCAUUUAUGUCAAAUAAUAGAAUGGAUUAUAUUAUUAAGAUUAUAUCAAGUAAUAUUAAUGAACAAGGUUUUAUAUUUUCAGAAGAGCCAUUUAAAGAUACUUACAGACUAGUUUGUUUGAUUCUACAUUUAUUAAGAAAAUUUGAGAUCAAAAUCAAUAUCAAUUUAAUGUAUGGAUUAUUAGAUAGUUUAUUAAAUUUACGCACAUUAAAAUUGGUUGCAAAAAAAGAUGCAUUCGCAAAUGUCAUAAAUAAUUUGAUAAACAAAAUUUUGAAUGAAUUAGUACCAGCUCCAAAAUUAUUUGAAUUAGUCAAGGUUCAUUUGAGUGCUUGUCAACAAUUGGAAGAAGUUGAUUUUCUAGUAAACAAUGUCAUGUCCUUGGCAAAGAGUUAUCUUGAACAUGUGAACAUUUUACUUGAACCAGAUAAUGAACAAAUUAAAUUAUUAUUUAGAGAAAUUAUGGUAUUAUUAGUUGAUAAAAAUUACCAUAAUUUAAAUAAACUAAAUUACAGUAUUUUAAAACAACAAUUUAGAAAAAUUAAAGCUCAAUUUAGAUCAACAUUGAAUAAUAAUAAAUUUGCUUCACUUGAAUUACAAAAUUCAGAUUUUUAUCAAUAUAAUUCAUCAAUAGUUGAGAAAAGAAGAAAAAUUAAAGAGUCACAAAAUAAUUCCAGAGAAGAACAACAGGAAGUACAACAGGAAGUACAAGAUUGGGUUCCAAGUUUCAUUAAUGGAAAUAAUUUAAAAAAUAUUGAAGUUUCAGAUCCAGAUGAUGAGCAAACCGAAAAACCCAAAUCAAGAAAUCCACUUAAGAAACUAUUUAAAAAUGAAUCCCCGAAGAAGAAAUGGUUUCACUUUCAUAAAAAUAAAGAAAACUAA
Messenger RNA from Lodderomyces jiufengensis, 1155 nucleotides. RefSeq lists its product as uncharacterized. The transcript has a single exon. Lineage: Eukaryota; Fungi; Ascomycota; Pichiomycetes; Serinales; Debaryomycetaceae. The record is from RefSeq and is a predicted model, not a curated record. The coding region runs from base 1 to 1155 and encodes 384 amino acids.